Chara braunii is the source of this 392-nucleotide messenger RNA. The record is from the annotation of a GenBank genome assembly. NCBI's taxonomy places the organism in Eukaryota, Viridiplantae, Streptophyta, Charophyceae, Charales, Characeae.
UUCAAGGAGCUCAAGAGGUACCAUGCGCCAUCACCAGGUACCUUCAUGCGCUAACACUUGCUCAGUCAAGCGGCGGAGUUCCAGUGCCCAACGUGCUGCUUGGGCCGUCGGCAACUCUGCAAAUAGCAAAGAUGCUUUCACUGGAGCAGCCCUCGACAAAUAUAGCUCCACUAAGCGAUCUGGCUACAAACCCGCACAUGUGUGCGGGCUGUGUCAGUUGUGAUUUGUGCAGGCUCAUAGUGAAGACUGUGGCGUGGCAGCAGCAGCACGUUUGAGGUGUCAACAUCUGCAUCACUUGCAGCAGCGUCAGUGUUGUAAUCCACAUCAACAGGGGAAGGUGUACAUGAUUUGAGUGAGAUGAACAAGUCAAUUAAUAAAGGGCCAAGCAGAAU